This is a messenger RNA of Humulus lupulus (European hop), 1594 nucleotides long. RefSeq lists its product as uncharacterized. NCBI's taxonomy places the organism in Eukaryota, Viridiplantae, Streptophyta, Magnoliopsida, Rosales, Cannabaceae. Bases 90 to 1358 code for a protein of 422 amino acids. The transcript is spliced from 12 exons. The record is from RefSeq and is a predicted model, not a curated record.
UUUGAAAGAAAAGUUACGUCUGAAGUCUCUGCUCACUUCUCCAAAAGGGCGGGAAGAGGACUCUCACGCAGAGAAUUUUGAAGAUAGCCAUGGAAAACUCCAUGGACAUCGCCCCUUCUUCUUCAGGACCUCUUGAGCUCGACGCAAUUCGAAGUCGAGCGAGAGAGCUGGAAGAGAUGCUUAGGGUUCUGGAGGAAGAUGCAUCGGAGUUAUGCCCUUUGGAUUCAGAGAAAUUACUCGAGGAUUGUGCUCUCAAUUUCCAGAGCAGAAUGGAGGAAAUAGGAUCGGAGUGGUCAGAUGUUGGUUUCUCAACAGACAAAGACAUUGAUGAAUGCUUGGAACACUUAGGAAAGGAGCUUAGCUCAGUGGAGGCUGAAAGCACUAAGAUCUCUCAAGAAAUUGAGAUGCUUACAAGAACUCAUGCUGAAGACUCUAGUCGCCUGGAGAUUGAACUUGAAGGUUUAAAAUGUUCAUUGGACUCUGCGGCACUACAGGAUCUGGAGAAAGUAAAAUUGACCACAAAUGAUGACUGUAUCAGACAUGAUGAAGGCCAUUCGACUUCAAUGAAUGUUUAUGGCAGCAAAAAACUAGAGCUAUUGGAACUUGAGAACCUGAUAAAGAAGAAAACUACCAUCUUAAAGUCUUUAGAGGAUCUAGAUUCUGUAUGCAAAUGGUUUGAUGCCAUAGAGCAGGUUGAAGAUGCCCUUAUAGGUAUAAAAGUCAUUGCAUUUGAUGAAAACUGCAUUAGCUUGUCAUUGCAGACAUACAUUCCAAAAUUAGAAAGCUUUUUGUCUCAACAAAAAAUUGAAGCUGUCGAUGUGCCACUGGAAUUGAAGCAUCAGUUAAUGAUUGAAGUCAUCGAAGGGACCAUGGACCCGAAGAACGUUGAGAUAUUUCCAAAUGAUAUAUACAUAAAUGAUAUUCUGAAUGCUGCAAAGAAUUUCAGUAAAUCUUCAUUGCAGUGGUUUGUAUCAAAAGUACAAGACAGAAUUGCUUUGUGUACGAUGAGGCAACUUGUGGUAAAGAGUGCAAAUAAGUCUCGAUACUCCUUGGAAUACCUGGAUAAAGAUGAGAUGAUAUUAGCUCACCUGGUUGGGGGAGUUGAUGCGUUGAUCAAGGUCUCUCAAGGUUGGCCAGAGUCAAGUUCUCCGUUGAAGCUGAUAUCUCUUAAGAGUUCUAACAAUGACACAAAAGGAAUAUCUUUAAGCUUCCUGUGUAAGGUUAAGGAGGCGGCAAAUUCGCUGGCAGCACAUCUUCGGCAAAAUCUGUCAAGCUUUGUCGAUGCAAUUGAGAAAAUACUCGUUUUACAAAUGCAGAUAGAACUCGAGUCAGAUGAGACCGCAAUGAACGACCAAUGAUUCCAUAAUGUCACCUUAAACAAUGUUACUUUGCACUUUAAAAGUCAUCUGUAACGACUUACACUUGAAUGAAAUUCCUGGUCUGUUAGAAUCGUUCUACUAGGCUAGCUGUUUUUAAAAGUGAUUAUUUUGUGGAGGGAUAUCUUAUCCUCCAAAAUUCAUUUUCUAUGUUUCUUUACAAGUAAUCCAUUGGCCUUUCUUUCCUCUUCAAUAAAGAUGCCUAGUUUCUUGACAAA